Molecule: messenger RNA, 579 nt
Organism: Aspergillus glaucus CBS 516.65
Lineage: Eukaryota; Fungi; Ascomycota; Eurotiomycetes; Eurotiales; Aspergillaceae
Exons: 4
Coding region: 1-579 (192 amino acids)
Biological process (GO): ribose phosphate metabolic process; nucleoside phosphate metabolic process
Cellular component (GO): nucleus; cytosol
Molecular function (GO): ADP-ribose diphosphatase activity
Source: RefSeq, a predicted model, not a curated record
AUGCCAGACUUCAAAUACCCCAUGUCCAAAAUCCUUUCUCAGGGCCCGCUGAACGCUGAAGAGGCCAAAUGGAAACGCCUAGUCAAAACAACAUAUCUAGAUCCCAACGGCGUCCAACGCUCUUGGGAAUCUGGAGAGUAUCAAAAACGACCUGCAGGUAUUAAUUCAAUCAUCGGGGCUAGCGUGGUGACCAUCUUUCCCAAGAGUACGGUCAUUGGGCUUCCCGGAGGUAUGAUUGAUGCUGGGGAAAGUCCGGAGCAAGCUGCCAUGCGAGAGUUGAAGGAGGAAACAGGGUAUGUGGGUGUAGUUGCAGAGAGUAAAGGGAAUAUUCUGUUCAAUUCACCCUCAUUCUGUAACAAUAAAUUCAAGUACAUCUACGUAGACGUGGAUUUGUCACUUCCAGAGAACCAGGAGCCUCAACCGGAGUUGGAAGAAGAUGAGUUUAUUGAGACUUUUACUACUCCCGUGGCGUCUCUCUUUUCGGACUUGAAAAGACUUGAGAGUGAAGGAUAUACAGUAGAGACACGGGUAGUUGCUAUUGCAGAGGGUCUUGAGAUAGCUAGGAGAUGGAGCUUGUGA